AUGACAUGGGACGAGGGUCGCAGUAGCGAAAAAACGAGGUUGUGCAUGACAGCGCGGCGUAAACGCUCAGCAUUGGGCAGAGCCUCGAAAAGGGUCAAGUCCAAGACCGUUGUAGAAGCAAACAAGACAAUUGAGGAUCAAGACGACGUGAUCAUGGAGACCUGCCGAUCCAAGCAAGUGUGGAAGCUGAAGCAACCGCGCUACGACUACCAAGACAAGAGCGAUUUGAAGACCAUGAUGCUGAUGCAGUCGAUACUACCACCAAUGCGCAGCUACUUACCGCAGUUCCAAAGCGCCGAACAAUUGGCCAAUUGGGUGUUUAAUGUCGCGAAAUAUCGGUCCAUGAAGCUGAAUCUGAAUUGUUACGAACGGAGCGAAGAAGUGCGUGAUGCCUUACUUCGACAAUUCCACCGUUGGCCUGGAACAAAAGUCUCCCAAGCGACGGAACGCUGUCAGCAGCUCAGCCAGGAGGCAGAGCAGCAAUGCCAGGAGCACGUGCAGUUGUAUCUUCACGAGCUCCGCGGAAAAUUGCUGGCCGGAGCUAAAGCGCUGUUCUGGCUUGACUUACUCCAACCACUAAUCCAUCCAGCGUCUGUGCCGAGACCCGAAGUCCGAGACGUUCUGACAGCAUUUCUCGACGAACUCAAGGGCGUCGACGGCCUCUACGAACAGUUGAUCGAGAAAAACGGGCGUUUGUGGGCUGUGUUAACGCUGCCGUUGAAGCUUGAGCCGCUGUUUCAAGGUGUGAGUACUUUGGCGUUAUGUGGUCACCAAAUUGCGGCUAAUGAGGCGAUGCAGCUGUUGGCGAUGUUUGCUUCAGAAUACCCUGCGUUGGCAAGAGGAGAAAAAUGCAACUUCCCGUUGGGAUAUCCAUCGUGGCCAGUGUAG
This is a messenger RNA of Phytophthora nicotianae INRA-310, 888 nucleotides long. RefSeq lists its product as hypothetical. Lineage: Eukaryota; Oomycota; Peronosporomycetes; Peronosporales; Peronosporaceae. The transcript has a single exon. The coding region runs from base 1 to 888 and encodes 295 amino acids. The record is from RefSeq and is a predicted model, not a curated record.